Messenger RNA from Sorex araneus (European shrew), 1489 nucleotides. RefSeq names its product protein LEG1 homolog. The record is from RefSeq and is a predicted model, not a curated record. Bases 21 to 1034 code for a protein of 337 amino acids. Lineage: Eukaryota; Metazoa; Chordata; Mammalia; Eulipotyphla; Soricidae. The transcript is spliced from 6 exons.
CAGUCCUCAGUACUGGCACGAUGGCGUUCUUCGCUCUGUGGUACUGUGUACUAGUUGGUUGCUUCUCUGUUUCUCUAGCAGAGAUGCUCAACCUCUCAGCUCUGUACCCUCCUAAAUGGGAGGAGAGUCCUGCUGAAUUCAGUGACUAUACAUCACAAAAUGGAAAAUAUAUUAUUAAUCCUUGGGUAUACCCUGAGAGAUUGGGGAUGUAUAAAAUCCUAUUAAACAAGACAGCCAAAUAUUUUCAAAGAUUUGGAAAAGAUAAUGAAGAAAAUAUCUUAUGGGGAUUGCCUCUGCAGCAUGGCUGGCAAUAUAGUUCAGGUAGAUUAGCUGAUCCCACAAGAACGACAGAUUGUGGUUAUGAAUCUGAUCCUUUAUGUAUCUCAGAGGACAGCUGGUGGGCUGAUUUGAACUAUUUUCUAUGUGUAUUGCCGGUGUUUGGUGCGGUGGAUUCUGGCAUCAUGGGGAUAUCAUCAGACCAGGUUGAACUUUUGCUGCCACCGAAGGAUGGGUCGAGAUUUUGCUAUAGUGUUUCUAGUUGUCAGGCAUCAUACCCUACCACAAUGAAAAAAUGGAAAGCCUUUUACCAGCGUAUUCAGUUACCUUCUACUAGCCUUGAUAGCCUCUUGAAGUACUUAUGGGAUGCACACACCUCAACUCUAAAAGAAACUUUCUCAAAAUUUGAAGAUAGGUUUGCAUAUUACUCUAACCCUGAAGUAGAGUUUGAGAAAGAUUGGAAUACAGCUGUGGAAUAUUUUGCAGCGUUCCGGCUCCAUACAACUUUGACUACAGUAUAUGAAUUCCAGAAAGGACUGCCACCACGAAUCCUUGUUAAUGGAGAUGAAGCUCCCUUCAUAAAAGACUUUAGUAACUUUCAGAAUGUAGUUUUGCUUGGUCUAAAUCUCCUUUACAAAGUGGACAGUGCUUCAGGUUCAUCAUCUUUAACCCUGUGGAAAUUUUUGAUGAGUAUACCUGGAGUGAGGACUGCAGUUCAACUGCUAAUAGAAGCAAUUGCUAAGGCCUUUACUUCGUAACUUUUGGAAACUUGUAAUAGUUAUAAACUUCUUUUGAUCAGCACCAUUACAAAUUUUAGUCUGCUAAAACUAUAGCAUUCAUGUUUCACAGUUUUCAAUUUAUGAUUACUUGUAAUUUACUCAUGCAUUUAUAAUUUUAAGUGAAAAUUAAUGGUAUAACUCUAUUGAUUAAUUACUAUUUGUUAAUCUUUGGGGGUUUGCUUUUGGGUGACAUCUAGUGAUGCCUAAGGAUUGCUCCUGGCUCUGUGCUCAGGGGGUUUUCAAGGGACCAUAUAUGGUAUUAGGGAUUAAACUCACUUGGGCAUAUGCAAGGCAAGUGCUUUAACUGGCUGUACUAUUUCCCCCCAUCCUAUUUGAUGAUUUUUAAUGCUUAAAAUGUUUAGGAUGUAAUGAUGAUUAAAUUAAGCUAUAAUAAAUUACAAAUAAAUUAAUAGCAUUAAAUUUGUUUAAAAUUC